GUAGGCAGUCGGUUCCUGUGCAACUGUCAAAGUAGCUAGCCGAGUGUCGCUGUGUGUUGUGUGUGAUAUAAGAAACGAAAACAGCGGUUUGUUGUGUAAAUGUGAGGAAAAAAAUGUAGUUAGUUACCUUACUGAAUCAUACUUUGCGGUCACACACACCCUCACCCACAUACACACAUACACACACACACCUCACACACUCGCGUCAACGGUUUGCAACGGCUAGGCGACUCUUCUUCGACUAAACUCUUCUGAACAGGGUCAUGGAGGCACACAGUUCCGCACUUACGAGGAAAAGAAGGAGAGAGGGACCAAACGGAGAUAUGAACAAGGAUGACCCAGGUGGAAAAAUCCCACGGAGGACUUCGACCCUGACAGAACCUGCCCCAUUUUCUGAUGAGCUGGCGGUUAUAUCCACUCAAUACACUCGUGUUAGCCUUGAGGAAGCCCGCUGUGGCACACAAGUGGGCCGUGCAGUACGUGUGUAUGCUGACGGGAUUUUUGACAUGUUUCAUUCUGGACACGCCAGAGCGCUGAUGCAGGCUAAAUGUCUUUUUCCAAACACUCAUCUCAUCGUAGGUGUUUGCAGCGACACUUUGACGCACAAGCUAAAAGGUUUCACUGUCAUGAACGAGGACGAGCGCUACGAUGCAGUGAGUCACUGUCGCUACGUGGACGAGGUGGUCAGGGACGCCCCGUGGACGCUGACGCCGGAGUUCCUGACCGAACACAGAAUUGACUUUGUUGCCCAUGAUGACAUUCCGUACUGUUCAGCCGAGAGCGAUGACGUUUACAAGCACAUAAAGGAGGCUGGCAUGUUUGCUCCCACACAAAGGACAGAGGGCAUUUCCACCUCUGACAUCAUCACACGAAUCGUGCGUGACUACGAUGUUUACGUGCGACGCAAUCUGCAGAGAGGCUACACCGCUAAGGAGCUUAAUGUCAGCUUUAUCAAUGAAAAGAAGUACCACCUUCAGGAGAGCGUGGAUAAGGUGAAGCAGAAGGUACGGAACGUGGAGGAGAAGAGUAAAGAGUUUGUGCAGAGGGUGGAGGAGAAGAGCAUCGACUUGAUCCAGAAGUGGGAGGAGAAAUCACGUGAAUUCAUCGGCAACUUUCUGCAGAUGUUUGGGCCAGACGGGGCACUGAAGCACAUGCUGAAAGAAGGCAAAGGACGCAUGCUGCAGGCCAUCAGCCCCAGACAAAGCCCCAACAGCAGCCCCUCACGAGAAGAACUCUCUCCUUCUCCUACCUUCCGUCUUCCUUUCUUCACCAAGGCCCCUCCGUCCCUCUCACCUCCUCACUACAGCGACACACACAGCAUCAGCGAGGACAGCGAGGACUAAAGGGCCGCAGAAGUGCUUUUCCUGUUUUUUUAACUUCCAGACGGCAGCGACCGAUUGUCUGUCGAUCAUGAGGCCUAAACUCUAACACUGCUUUAAGUUAAUCUAGAGGAGGAGUCUGACGAGGACUCCUCUACUGGGGCUACAUUAAUUACUGUAUGAAGGAUCAGGUGGAACUCCUGGGAAGAAAUGAUUUCUAGCUUUAAUCAGUAUUUGUUUGCGUCUUUUAUACACAUUUGUUCGUGCACAAGUUGUUAAGUCUAGUAUGACUCUCACUGCACACCACUGUGAUCCUAUGUGUUACUGUCACAUCACACGUUUUGUUUUGUUUACUUUUUGGGGUUUUUAGCUGUUCCUUGCACACUUGCACGUCUUAAAACAAACAAGGAACAGGUUGGGCAGAAAUACAAUGUACCUCUCCGACAAGUCAUGCUACAAUGAUGAUACAGCAAACGAGUCAUAAAAACUUGUAGCUACCAGUCUGUCAGAAGCCAUACACACAAGUCUGCAUGUAGUUAUCACAAAGUCAAGUGACGUGUAUUAAUGUGAAUUGUCUGUGUAUUAAUAUAUAAAGUUUGCCAAAUGUUAAACUGGUAGCUAUUUUUAUUUUUGCCAACCUGUUCCUUUAAAUGUUAGAACAUUCCAUACUGUCUUAACGUAAGGGAGACAUAGGAGACAAAACACUGGAUUUACUGCCAUGAUGAAAAACUGGACAUUAUUAUUAUUAUUGUUUCACUGUGAGGCAAAAAGCCAAACCAUGUAUGUUCAAGACCAAACAGUGAUUUUAAGGAUCCUUAUUUUAUUAUUCUGUCGGUUUGCUUAACAGUGUCUUUAAUUUCUAAUCUGUCACAAUAAAUGUAUAAUCUUAA
This is a messenger RNA of Clarias gariepinus (North African catfish), 2209 nucleotides long. RefSeq names its product phosphate cytidylyltransferase 1A, choline b (gene pcyt1ab). Gene Ontology annotation, biological process: CDP-choline pathway. The coding region runs from base 264 to 1343 and encodes 359 amino acids. The transcript has 9 exons. NCBI's taxonomy places the organism in Eukaryota, Metazoa, Chordata, Actinopteri, Siluriformes, Clariidae. The record is from RefSeq and is a predicted model, not a curated record. Gene Ontology annotation, cellular component: endoplasmic reticulum. Gene Ontology annotation, molecular function: phosphatidylcholine binding; choline-phosphate cytidylyltransferase activity.